AUGGAUAACUACCCCGCAGAGCAAGAUGAGAUCGUCUCUCAGCUUGCUUAUUUACUUAUCUUUGAACGUCUACUGCAGGCAAUCGAAUACCUUUCUGCGAAUCAUGGCGAUAUUGAAGCCGCCGUGACCGAAUUCUUUGCCGAGCAGGACGAAGCCUUGCAGGAUGCUAACCCUGGUGGUGGACAACGCCUUGGAACUGAAGAAUCAUCUGCUGGAGCUGCAGCCGGACGAACCCUUGGUGGUAGCGGUAUGCCUGCAUCUACCGGUUCCGGAUCAGCAUCCACCUCGAAGCGAGCGGCCCCAAAAAAGAGAUUUGCAACACUGGGCGACUUCGCAUCACAAGGCGCGGAUGAUUCUUCGGAGGAGGAUGGCUCAGUGGACCAAGAUUUCUUCGCCGGUGGCGAGAAGUCUGGAUUGGCCGUACAGAACCCGGAUGACUUGAAGAAAAAGAUUCUCGAAAAGGCUCGAAGAGCUCAACCCCCUCCGGCAGAAGAAUCCCAGCCCCGUCCGUCACACUUCACCGGAACGGCGCGUACCCUUGGCGGUGAUGAGGCCCCCAGCCGUGUUAUCGAAGAUCCCUCCGGGCCAGCUCCUCAGCGACCGCAGCGCGUGCAGCGCACUCUCCAUUUCUGGAGCGAUGGAUUCUCAGUGGAUGACGGAGAGCUUUACCGAUCAGACGAUCCACGGAAUGCGGAGAUUCUAGAGGGCAUUCGCCAAGGCCGUGCGCCUCUUGCGAUCAUGAAUGUUCAAGCAGGGCAAGAAGUUGACGUGGAACUCAAGCAGCAUGAAGAGAAAUAUGUCAAGCCAAAGCCCAAAUACAAGCCUUUUUCAGGUGUUGGUCAACGGCUUGGAAGCCCCACUCCUGGGGUUCCAAGCCAAGCCUCCACGCCUUCAUCUACCACCCCUGCUAACUCGUCUGAGUCUGCUGCACCACCGCAGCCUCCUAUUGACGAGUCGCAACCAACCGUCACACUCCAGAUCCGGCUUUGUGAUGGGACUCGUCUGACUUCUCGCUUCAAUACCACUGCCACGAUUGGCGAUGUUCAGGAACUUAAUGACCGGGACGUGACACUUGGCGACCUUCCGGACUUCAAGCGUGGAGGUGUUGUCGUUCAGAAGUGGAAAUAA
Molecule: messenger RNA, 1128 nt
Organism: Penicillium chermesinum
Lineage: Eukaryota; Fungi; Ascomycota; Eurotiomycetes; Eurotiales; Aspergillaceae
Product: protein phosphatase regulator SHP1
Exons: 4
Coding region: 1-1128 (375 amino acids)
Biological process (GO): proteasome-mediated ubiquitin-dependent protein catabolic process; Golgi organization; membrane fusion
Cellular component (GO): cytosol; nucleus
Molecular function (GO): ubiquitin binding
Source: RefSeq, a predicted model, not a curated record